Molecule: messenger RNA, 214 nt
Organism: Acaulospora colombiana
Lineage: Eukaryota; Fungi; Glomeromycota; Glomeromycetes; Diversisporales; Acaulosporaceae
Source: the annotation of a GenBank genome assembly
AUGAGAUUACAUGCCCUCCCGACAACCACCGGAAACUCAAUAAUUAACGUUAAGGUUUGUGAAUUCUGUGCGACCCCGCCUUCUUUCAAAGGUUGCCUUCAUGUCACACUUUCCCCGCCAAACUUAUCUCCAAUUUAUGGUCUAGUGGGUUCCCCUUUUGUCGUUAUCAAAAACCACUUAUGUGGCUUGCAAGAUUACACCAGUUUCCCAUCUG